Messenger RNA from Chenopodium quinoa (quinoa), 909 nucleotides. RefSeq lists its product as uncharacterized. Gene Ontology annotation, molecular function: zinc ion binding; nucleic acid binding. NCBI's taxonomy places the organism in Eukaryota, Viridiplantae, Streptophyta, Magnoliopsida, Caryophyllales, Amaranthaceae. The record is from RefSeq and is a predicted model, not a curated record. Bases 1 to 909 code for a protein of 302 amino acids. The transcript has 3 exons.
AUGGAAGAACUAAACAUGAGACCUUAUGAAAAGACAGUCAGCAUCUUAGAUUUAUCUGGAAAGAAAUUUCUGGAAUGGAAAGUGGAUGCAAUGAUGAAUUUGAAAGCUCAAGGCUUGGAACACACUGUUAAAGAAAAUAAAAGUCCCUCUGGUCAAACAACUGAUGCUACCUCUUCUGCAAUGACGGAUUUCAAAUCUGUAAUUGAUUAUAAUUCAACCAUACAUGAGAUAGUGUCUAUAUUGAGAUACUGUGAUCAUCCAGUUACGGAUGAACAAAUGAUUGAAAAAACACUCACUACCUUUCAUGCAAGUAACAUACUGUUGCAAGAACAGUAUCAUGAAAGAGGUUUUAAAAAGUUCAAUGAAUUAAUGAGUGUAUUGCUUGUUGCAGAAAAAAAUAGUGAACUUCUGUUGAAAAAUCAUAACCUGAGACCAACUGGAUCUUUGGCUACUCAUCAUGAGGCAAAUGCAACAAAUUCUUAUCCACCCGAGUCAAAUGCUACACGAAGAGGUGGACGUGGAAAUUACAAUGGCCGUGGAAGAGGCCGUGGAAAUUAUCACGGACGCGGCCGUGGUCGUGGUAGAAACAAUUUUCACAGAAACAGUAAUUUCAAAAAUUUUGAAAAACAGAAGGGACAGUCGUCUGGAAGCCACAAACAAAAUCCUUCGAAAGGAAAAGACACAUGUUACAGAUGUGGCAUGACAAGACAUUGGGGACGUACUUGUCGUACGGCCAAACAUUUGGUAGACCUUUACCAAGCUUCUGUAAAAGGCAAAGAGAAAAAUGCAGAAGCAAAUUAUGUUAACGAGGAAAAUGCUCCUUGUCAUAGCCUUGAUGUGUCUGAUUAUUUCAUGGAUAAUGCUGAAAUUGGAAAUGAUUUCAUUCUUGGAGAAAACAACAAUGCUUAG